UACAAGUAGCCGACCCACCGGCGCCAACGAUUUCUCAAUCCCGUGUGCCGCCGUGCCCACCCCACCACCCAAACCAACGUUCUCCCGGGCCGGGAUCAAAGAAACCAUGUGCCGCGCCACGUUCCUAGGUGCCGCGCGCCACUGAAUCAGCACCGCCCGGUGCUCAGUCAAGCUGGCGAGGAGUAGUAGCCAGUUAUCAGCAAACAUGGCGAGAGCGCGGGAAGAGGAGGAUGGAGGUGAGGCGAGGAAGCUUGUGCUGGGCAAGUACGAGCUGGGGCGGCUGCUGGGGCAGGGCACGUUCGCCAAGGUGUACUACGCGCGGGACCUGAGCGCGGGGGGAGGCAGCGUGGCGAUCAAGGUGAUCGACAAGGCGCGGCUGCGGCGCACGGAGGGGAUGGCGGAGCAGCUGCGCCGGGAGAUCUCCAUCAUGCGAAUGGUGCGCCACCCCAACGUGGUGGGCAUCAGGGAGGUGCUCGCCAGCCGGUCCCGCGUCUUCGUCGUCAUGGACUACGCGUGCGGCGGGGAGCUCUUCGCCAAGGUGGCCCGGGGCCGGCUCACGGAGGACCACGCGCGGAGGUACUUCCAGCAGCUCGUCGCCGCCGUCGGGUUCUGCCACAGCCGAGGCGUCGCGCACCGGGACCUCAAGCCCGAGAACCUCCUGCUGGACGAGGAGGGCCGGCUCAAGGUCACCGACUUCGGGCUCGCCGCGCUGCCCGAGCAGCUGCGGCACGACGGGCUGCUCCACACGCAGUGCGGCACCCCCGCGUACGUCGCGCCCGAGGUGCUCAGGAAGCGAGGUUACGACGGCGCGCGCGCCGACGUCUGGUCCUGCGGCGUCGUGCUCUACGUGCUGCUCUGCGGCUUCCUCCCGUUCCAGCACGACAACUACGUCAAGAUGUACCAGAAAAUCUUCAAGGCCGAGUACCAGGUGCCGCCAUGGGUCUCCGGCGACGCGCGCCGCCUCGUCGCACGCCUGCUCGUCGUCGACCCCUCCAAGCGCAUCUCCAUCCCGGAGAUCAUGCGCACGCCGUGGUUCAGGAAGGACUUCGUGCCGCCCGUCCCGUCCCCUCGGGUCUCGCCCAAGAAAUGGCUCGAAGAAGACGACGGCGGUGUCCUCCUCCUCGGCAGCAACUCCGGCGCCAUCUUGCCACGGACAUGCAACGCCUUCCAGCUCAUAUCCUCCAUGUCCUCCGGGUUCGACCUGUCGGGCAUGUUCGAGAGCGAUCAGAAGGCCGCGACAGUGUUCACGUCCCGCGCGCCGCCGGCCACCGUGGUGGAGAAGCUGGAGGCCGUGGGGUGCGCCCUGGGGUUCGAGGUCACCAGGGGCAAGGGUUGGAAGGUGAGGAUGGAGGCGAAGGCCGACAGUACAAACGGGCGGCUAGCUGUCACCGCCGAGGUGCUCGAGGUGGCCGCGGACGUGGCCGUGGUCGAGUUCGCGCACGACGCCGGGGACGCGCUGGACUUCAACAAGUUCUGCGCGGAGGACGUGCGCCCGGGGCUCGCGGACAUCGUCUGGGCGUGGCAGGGCGACAGCCCACCGUCGUCGGGUGCGCGUGAUCAGAGGAGCCGUUCCGGCGUCCAAUCCUCGAUGUAAAAGUUAUAUAGCGGCUUUGCUUAGGAUUUGCACGGUUCCACUUUGAGACAGCCAUGACUAGUGUUCAAUCAUGUACCUUCGUUGUACAAGCAUAACAACUGAACAUAGAUGUGUUUGUAAACACGAUGAGUUGAGGCAGGGUGUGCUCGGCUUGCAAAAUUUUGAGACUAAUCUGUGAAAAGUGUGAGGAGGUGUACAUACAAAGUUUUGUUCCUUAUAAAAUUUAGUUUUGGUCCCACACAAUAUAGUCA
Messenger RNA from Phragmites australis (common reed), 1845 nucleotides. Its product is annotated as CBL-interacting protein kinase 16-like. The record is from RefSeq and is a predicted model, not a curated record. Gene Ontology annotation, molecular function: ATP binding; protein kinase activity. Bases 206 to 1594 code for a protein of 462 amino acids. Gene Ontology annotation, biological process: signal transduction; protein phosphorylation. The transcript has a single exon. NCBI's taxonomy places the organism in Eukaryota, Viridiplantae, Streptophyta, Magnoliopsida, Poales, Poaceae.